Suncus etruscus (white-toothed pygmy shrew) is the source of this 761-nucleotide messenger RNA. It is a transcript of the gene CKS1B, whose product is annotated as CDC28 protein kinase regulatory subunit 1B. Bases 51 to 290 code for a protein of 79 amino acids. The transcript is spliced from 3 exons. Lineage: Eukaryota; Metazoa; Chordata; Mammalia; Eulipotyphla; Soricidae. The record is from RefSeq and is a predicted model, not a curated record. Gene Ontology annotation, biological process: regulation of mitotic cell cycle. Gene Ontology annotation, cellular component: SCF ubiquitin ligase complex; cyclin-dependent protein kinase holoenzyme complex. Gene Ontology annotation, molecular function: ubiquitin binding; protein kinase binding; cyclin-dependent protein serine/threonine kinase activator activity.
GCGGGAGGAGGUGCCGCUCUCUUGAGGUCCCUCCAGGGUUGGCGAAGAUCAUGUCGCACAAACAGAUUUAUUACUCCGAUAAAUACGACGACGAGGAAUUUGAAUACCGACAUGUCAUGUUGCCCAAGGACAUAGCCAAGCUGGUUCCUAAAACCCAUUUGAUGUCUGAAUCAGAAUGGCGAAAUCUUGGCGUUCAGCAAAGUCAGGGAUGGGUCCAUUAUAUGAUCCAUGAACCAGAACCACACAUCCUGCUGUUCCGGAGGCCACUCCCCAAGAAGCCAAAGAAAUGAAACUGGAGAGCCGCUUUGCAGCCCGAAGCUUUAAGCAGCUGUCCUCGUUUGCUAGCAUCUUUCCGAUGACAUUAUUCUAUUGCCUUGUUUCUCACUUCGAUAUUUAAAGGAUGUUCGUUCGAUACACUAUUUGAAUGUGUGGUGUUUGAAAUAUGGUGGCUGCUGUGCUUCGUAGACAGAGCCAGCAACACCAUAUAGCAACACUAGCCAGAUGAGUGCUCCUUGAGCUGCGCCUCUGCUGACUGUGACCUGAGGGCCAGGCUGAGCUCUGUCUCUAGCUAAGCAGAUGGUGGACAUCACACCUGCCACUCUUACAGAGAUUGUGUUAACUUGCUAGUUUUCUUUUUGUUUUCCUGCUCGGUGUUGUAUGUAUGGUGAUUUGUGUUUCGAUGUAUUGGAAACUUUCCAUUUUAUUCAAGAAUUCUGUUCCAUUUUAAAGCCUUGAUUAAAGAGAAUGUUUUUGUAAUCAAA